Scheffersomyces amazonensis is the source of this 1731-nucleotide messenger RNA. Its product is annotated as ubiquitin-specific protease. Gene Ontology annotation, biological process: protein deubiquitination. The transcript has a single exon. The record is from RefSeq and is a predicted model, not a curated record. The coding region runs from base 1 to 1731 and encodes 576 amino acids. Gene Ontology annotation, molecular function: zinc ion binding; cysteine-type deubiquitinase activity. NCBI's taxonomy places the organism in Eukaryota, Fungi, Ascomycota, Pichiomycetes, Serinales, Debaryomycetaceae.
AUGUCAUCUUCUAGGAAGACUAUUCCGGGGACUCUACCUACACCUCCCAUAGUAGAUAUGAAAAAUGGUACUAAUGGUCAUACGAUAAAUGGGGGUUCUCAUGAUGGAUCCUUUCAUCAUAAUAAUCAUCAAUAUUUAACGACCAACAAUUAUUCCAUCAUUCCUCCUUGUACGCAUUUAACAUCUGUAUUAGAAACGAAGGCAAAGGAUACUUUAUUAAUUACAUAUAAACAAGCAGUCUGUUUAUCUAAGCCAAUCAAGGAUAAUAAUAUAUAUACUAAUAAGAAAGAUGGAACUUUAGUACCUAUAUCUCAAUUAAUUUCAAAGAAAAACCAAGCAUUAAAAUGUACUGAUUGUUCUAGUAGUGACUUACAAAAUACUUUCAUAUGUCUACAAUGUCCCCAUGUUGGGUGUUGUCUUCUUGAUCAACAUGCAUAUUCUCAUUAUAAAUUAAGUUCUCAUAUGUUUGCUAUAGAUUCCCUGUCUGGACUAUUAUUUUGCUUUCAUUGUGGAACCUAUAUUAAUCAUUCAGAAUUAGAUAAUAUUCGAGAACAUGUAUUGUAUGAAGAAGAAGAUAAUGACCCUGAUUUCAACAAAUCAAGUGAAGAUGAUGAAGAUGAUGAAAAUAAAUAUUCAUUACCUAAUUCAAUGGCGAUUGGAGGUUUGAAAGGUUUUGUGAAUUUAGGUGCUACAUGUUUUAUGAGUUCUAUAUUACAAACUUUUAUUCAUAAUCCUAUUAUAAAAUAUCAAUUUUUCAAUAACGAUUUUCAUUUCUUCAAUUGUGAUAAAAGAAAUUAUACCAAUAUUGAUGAAGAUACUAUAAUUGAUGAAAAUAAUGCAUGUAUUACUUGUAGUAUGGAUAACAUAUUCCAAUUAUUUUAUACUUCAACUUCGAAAGAAGGUUUUGGGAUGACCAAUCUUUUGGCGACAGCAUGGUAUAAAAACAAAUCAUUAGCCGGAUUUCAAGAACAAGAUGCUCAUGAAUUUUGGCAAUUUAUACUUAAUGAGUUCCAUUCUGAUUAUGAAAGGAUUUUACAAAAUUCAAAGGGCACAUUUAUCAAGAAUGAAACUCCACAUGAUCUUCACAGCUCUCAUGAAAAUUGUAAAUGCAUAACUCAUACUACAUUCUCAGGAAAAUUACAAAGUUCAAUUAAAUGCUUAUCAUGUAAAGCCAUUACAACUACGGUUGACCCCAUGGUUGAUUUAUCAUUGGAAAUAAAUCACCUUAAAAAUUCAAUUCAUUCUCAACAAGAAAUCGAUUUAUAUGAUUGCUUAGAUUUAUUCACAUCAGAAGAGAAAUUGGAUGUGAAAUACACAUGUAGAGCAUGUGGUGACAGAACAAAGGCUAUUAAAUCUUUAAAGUUAAAGAAAUUGCCUCCCAUAUUAUCUAUUCAAUUAAAAAGAUUUAAACAUAAUUCUUCUAACGAUACCUCAUCUAAAAUUGAAGAUCCUGUUCAAAUUCCCUUAUAUUUGAACAUGACAAAAUACUGUGUAGAAGCUGAGUCUGAGUCUGAGUCUAGCAGUUCAACUGGUGAAGAAAAUAUGUUCUACGAAUUAUUUGGUCUUGUUUGCCAUAUAGGUUCGGUCAAUACAGGUCAUUAUAUUGUUUUGAUCAAGAACAGACAAGGGGAAUGGUUUAAAUUCGAUGAUAGUAUUAUCUCAUUAGUUUCUCCAGAAGAGGUUCAAAAGACAAAUGCAUACUUAUUAUUCUACAUUACUCAUAAAAUAUGA